UUUACUAAUUUCGAUGAAAAAAAUAUAUUUGGCGGCAAUUAAAUUAUUAUUGUUGAUUAAUUGCCACUAAAAAUUAGUUUUUUUACAUAGUAAAAGUCUCAUUUUUACUUUUUAAUGUAUCUUUAAUUUUAUUCAAGUCUAUAUAAUGAUGUCUUCUUCUUUUAUUCAUCGAUUUUCAUCCGGUGUUCAAUAUCCACAUUAGAGUCUAACUAAAUCUGAAUUUACAUCGAAGGUCUCACUGGAGUCUGACUAAAUUUGGAUUUGCAUCAGAAGUCCCACAUUGGUGGGUGUAAAAGCACUCCCUAAGAAAGGGGAUUCCCCACAUCCAAAGGGAUUCAAACCCGAAAUCUCUUAAUUAAGAAUAAAGCAGUACUUACCAUUCCACAACGACAUUUUAUGAUAGUAAAUAUAGUUGCCAUAAUUCAUGUAGAUAUAAGAAAUUUAGUGACUAAUUAAAUAUUCUUUUACUAAUUUUUAAUUUUUUUAUAAAUAAAAGGUAUUUUUGAAAGCUUGGAAGGAUGCAUGCAAAUGGAAUGGAGAAGCUACAUUUUUGAUACCUCUAGGAACAUAUAUGAUAUAUGGUGUAACUUUUUUUGGACCAUGCAAAGGAUCCUUAAUUGUUAAAAUUCAAGGAGUUAUUAAAGCUUCAACAAAUCCUAAUAUAUUUUGCAAGGGUUCUUGGAUUUCUUUUGAACAUAUAAAUAACUUAGAGAUUAAAGGUGGUGGAACUUUAGAUGGUGAAGGAGCUUCUGCUUGGGGACAAUCUCAAUGUGCAACUCGUCCUUAUACUAUUGGAUUGAGUUCUAUCCAAAAUGCAAUUGUGCAUGGUAUACACUCUAUCAAUAGCAAGAUGUUCCAUUUUGAUAUCUAUAAUUCCAAUAACGUGACAUUAAGUCAUGUACAUAUAAUUGCACCAAGUGAUAGUCCCAACACUGAUGGAAUUCACAUUAGUUUAUCGUCGAAUAUUCGAGUUUUCGAUUCGAAUAUUGGUACUGGAGAUGAUUGUAUAUCUAUAUUUGCUGGAAGUCAAAAUGUUAAUAUUUCUAGAGUCACAUGUGGUCCUGGCCAUGGAAUAAGCAUUGGAAGCUUAGGGAAUAAACCAAAUGAAGUUGUUAAAGAUGUACAUGUGAAAAAUUGUACUCUUAUUGCUACUCAAAAUGGAAUGAGGAUUAAGACUUGGGCAUCAUCAAAUGUUGGUGCAGCUACAAAUAUAUAUUUUGAGGAUAUUCUAAUGGACAAGGUGGAUAAUCCUAUUAUUAUUGAUCAAUAUUAUUGUCCUUCACAUACUUGCAAUAUUAAGAAAAGCUUAGUGCAAAUCAAGGGUGUGACAUUCAACAACAUAAGAGGAACUUCAAGUUCAUUGGUGGCAGUGAAUUUUAAUUGCAGUUCUUCAUUAUCUUGUCAAAAAAUUAAUCUUAAUGAUAUUGAUUUGAUUAAUUAUAAUACUAAACCUACAAUUGCAUCGUGUGCUAAUGCCAUUGGACACGCCACCGGCAUCGAGUUACCUCCGAGUUGCUUAAAGUCUGUUCUUGAAUCUUAAACUUAGGGUUAUUUGAAUUUCAAUAA
Solanum lycopersicum (tomato) is the source of this 1566-nucleotide messenger RNA. The record is from RefSeq and is a predicted model, not a curated record. NCBI's taxonomy places the organism in Eukaryota, Viridiplantae, Streptophyta, Magnoliopsida, Solanales, Solanaceae.